Messenger RNA from Dromiciops gliroides (monito del monte), 762 nucleotides. RefSeq names its product CD40 ligand (gene CD40LG). Gene Ontology annotation, cellular component: membrane. NCBI's taxonomy places the organism in Eukaryota, Metazoa, Chordata, Mammalia, Microbiotheria, Microbiotheriidae. The record is from RefSeq and is a predicted model, not a curated record. The transcript has 5 exons. Gene Ontology annotation, molecular function: tumor necrosis factor receptor binding. Bases 1 to 762 code for a protein of 253 amino acids. Gene Ontology annotation, biological process: immune response.
AUGAAUGAACCAUACAGCCCACCCGCUCCCCCAGCUGGGAAUACCAUGCCUGCGGCCACCAUGAAAAUCAUUAUGUUUUUACUUACUCUUUUUGUUGUUGCUCAGAUAAUUGGGACGGCGGUUUUUGGUGUCUACCUUCAUAGGAGGCUGGAUGAGGUGAAAAAGGAGAUGCAUCCAGAAGACAGUGAUCUGUUCAUGAGGAUGCUACAGAAAUGCAGCCAGAAAGACUCCCCCAUGUACCUGAAAUGCCAGGAAUAUCUACCCAAGUUUCAGAAACAACUUAAGCCUGAGGAGAGCCCCACAAAGGAGAUGUUUGAGAGGCAAAAAGGAGAUCAGAAGCAGCUCCCAAUUGCAGCUCAUCUGACAAGUAACACCAACAGUAAAUCAACAGCUGUUCUCCAAUGGGCCAAAAAAGGAUAUUACACCGCAAGCGACUCCUUAUCCUAUAGUGAUGGGAAACUAACGGUCCAAAGCUCGGGAUUUUACUAUAUCUAUUCCCAAGUCACCUUUUGUUCCACCCGAGAAGCUUCUGGUCAGGCGCCAUUUAUAGCCAGCCUUUGUCUGAAAUCAAGUGGAUCAGAGAGAGUCCUCCUCCGAGCAGCAAAUCCCUACACGCCCUCCAAGCCUUGUAGGCAUCAGUCAAUUCGCUUGGGAGGAACAUUUGACCUUCAACAAGGUGCUUCAGUGUUUGUCAAUGUGACCGAUCCCACCCAAGUGAGUCACGGGACAGGAUUCACAUAUUUCGGUUUAUUUAAAUUGUGA